CAUUUUCCAAAACUUCACACCUAUUUGGUUUCUAAAACUAGUCAACGAUCUUCACCAAACUCGCCUGAAAAAAUGGUGGAACUAAUGAAGAACCUAAGAUCAGAUACGUUGACUCUUGUAUUAGUCAACUUUGCUGGCAUAAUGGAGAAAGCUGAUGAGACUUUAUUACCUGGUGUGUACAAAGAAGUUGGAGAGGAUUUGCAUACUGAUCCAACUGGUCUUGGUUCACUUACUCUAUUCAGAUCAUUAGUUCAAUGCCUGUGUUAUCCAUUAGCUGCUUAUCUUUCUGCUCGUCACAACAGAGCUCAUGUUAUAGCUCUUGGUGCUUUUCUUUGGUCUGCUGCUACUUUUCUUGUUGCUGUCUCUUCUAACUUUACUGAGAUAGCAAUAUCUAGAGGAUUGAAUGGAAUAGGACUUGCAAUAGUCACACCAGCGAUCCAAUCUCUAGUUGCUGACUCAACGAAUGAUAGUAACCGGGGUACAGCUUUUGGAUGGCUACAACUAACAUCAAAUUUUGGCUCCACCCUUGGAGGCCUUAUAUCUGUGCUGCUAGCUGAAACAUCAUUCAUGGGGAUCCCUGGCUGGAGAAUAUCCUUCCAUCUGGUUGGUAUGAUUAGUGUUGCUGUUGGAAUUUCGGUCCGUCUCUUUGCCAGCGAUCCCCGCUUUCUUGACAGUGAUGGCAAUGCAAAAGAUCAACCUCCACCACAGCCAUUUCAAGAAGAAGUGAGACAACUGCUAAAAGAAGCAAAAGAAGUUAUCAAAGUACCUUCCUUUCAGUUACUUAUUGCACAAGGGGUUUCUGGGUCAUUCCCGUGGUCAGCAUUGUCGUUCGCCCCUAUGUGGUUGGAGCUUAUUGGCUUCUCUCACAAAGCAACAGCCUUCCUUUGGACUUCGUUUAAUGUUGCUCAGUCAUUUGGUGCAUUGUUUGGAGGAACAAUGGGGGAUGUCCUAGCCAAGCAUUUGCCUAAUUCUGGUAGAAUUAUUCUGGCCCAGAUAAGCUCUGGCUCAGCAGUUCCUUUAGCUGCAAUUCUGCUGCUGUUAUUGCCUUAUGAUCCUUCAACAGUUAUGACGCAUGGUUUAGUCUUAUUAAUCAUGGGAUUAUGCAUAUCAUGGAAUGCUCCAGCAACUAACAAUCCAAUAUUUGCAGAGAUAGUUCCAGAGAGAGCUCGAACUAGCAUUUAUGCUCUGGAUCGUUCUUUUGAGUCUGUAAUAUCAUCAUUUGCUCCUCCACUGGUUGGGAUUUUGGCGCAACAUGUUUUUGGUUUUAAACCAGUUCCAAAGGGAUCAACGGGCUCAGAGGAAAUUGCAACAGAUAGACAGAAUGCUGCUUCACUUGCCAAGGCGCUGUACACUGCAAUAGGCAUUCCAAUUGCUAUUUGUUGCUUCUUCUACUCCUUCCUCUAUUGCACUUAUCCACGAGACAGGGAUCGUGCUAGGUUGCAACAGACUGAAGAAACAGGUAAUUCUCCAUCUGAAGAACGGCAAGCCUUACUUGACGAUGAGCAAAGACUUCUUUCAGUUAGUUGAAUCUUGUGACAAGAUUUCAAACAUAUAUUUACAUAUAUCUAGGUACAAAGAAUAUAACAUGCACGAACUCUCCCGUAAUGUAGUAUUACGACAGACAAUUUAAAUGUUGAAUUGGCAACAAAAAAUUGAAUUCUUUUAAUCAAAGAUGUGAUAUAGUUUUGUGAACUGUAUAUGCUUAUGAAUUUCAAAUGGAAAUUACAAGAGAUUCUGUUAAUUAUGUAAUCUGGUAGCUUGUAUACAAUUCUAGUUGACUUAUCUUUCUGUGUAA
Messenger RNA from Lycium barbarum (goji berry), 1795 nucleotides. RefSeq lists its product as uncharacterized. Gene Ontology annotation, molecular function: transmembrane transporter activity. The record is from RefSeq and is a predicted model, not a curated record. The transcript has 3 exons. Lineage: Eukaryota; Viridiplantae; Streptophyta; Magnoliopsida; Solanales; Solanaceae. Gene Ontology annotation, cellular component: membrane. Gene Ontology annotation, biological process: transmembrane transport. The coding region runs from base 73 to 1527 and encodes 484 amino acids.